AAUAAGAGGGAGAAAACCUCAGCCGUUGGAUCUCACGGUCACAGUUCCCACUCGCAUAUAAAUCGGUUAAUCCUCUUCCCCACCCACACUCGCUCGCUCUCUCUCUCUCUCUCUCUCUCCGUCGAUCGAUCCUCCUUGUCUCUUCAUUUCCUCCGAACAGGAAAAAUGAGAGAAAUCCUUCACGUUCAAGGAGGCCAAUGUGGAAACCAGAUCGGAUCGAAGUUCUGGGAAGUUGUCUGUGAUGAACACGGCAUAGAUCCGACUGGAAGGUAUAUUGGGACCUCUGACUUACAAUUAGAACGUGUCAAUGUAUACUACAAUGAGGCCUCUUGCGGGAGAUUCGUUCCUCGUGCUGUGCUCAUGGAUCUUGAGCCUGGCACCAUGGAUAGUGUCCGAACUGGUCCCUAUGGCCAGAUCUUCCGCCCUGAUAACUUUGUCUUCGGUCAAUCUGGUGCGGGAAACAACUGGGCAAAAGGACAUUAUACCGAGGGUGCAGAACUUAUUGAUUCGGUUCUUGAUGUUGUGAGGAAGGAGGCUGAGAACUGUGACUGUCUUCAAGGAUUCCAAGUUUGCCACUCGCUGGGUGGAGGAACUGGUUCAGGGAUGGGUACCUUGCUUAUCUCCAAAAUUAGGGAGGAAUAUCCUGACAGGAUGAUGCUCACAUUCUCUGUGUUCCCUUCACCAAAGGUCUCAGAUACAGUGGUUGAGCCGUAUAAUGCUACACUUUCUGUUCAUCAGCUUGUCGAGAAUGCAGAUGAGUGCAUGGUGCUUGAUAAUGAAGCACUUUAUGAUAUCUGUUUUAGGACUCUUAAGCUUACCACUCCUAGCUUUGGUGAUCUGAACCACUUGAUCUCCGCAACCAUGAGCGGGGUCACUUGCUGCCUCCGAUUCCCUGGUCAACUCAACUCCGACCUCCGGAAGCUUGCCGUAAACCUGAUCCCCUUCCCACGUCUCCACUUCUUCAUGGUGGGUUUUGCUCCCCUCACCUCACGCGGGUCCCAGCAAUACCGUGCCCUCACGGUCCCUGAACUGACCCAACAAAUGUGGGACUCAAAGAACAUGAUGUGCGCCGCCGACCCCCGCCAUGGCCGCUACCUCACUGCUUCCGCCAUGUUCAGGGGCAAAAUGAGCACCAAAGAGGUGGACGAGCAGAUGAUCAAUGUUCAAAACAAGAACUCCUCUUACUUUGUGGAGUGGAUUCCAAACAAUGUGAAGUCCAGUGUGUGUGACAUUCCGCCCAAGGGACUUUCCAUGGCGUCCACCUUUAUAGGGAAUUCAACCUCCAUUCAGGAAAUGUUCCGGAGAGUGAGUGAGCAGUUCACUGCUAUGUUUAGAAGGAAGGCUUUCUUGCAUUGGUAUACUGGAGAAGGAAUGGACGAGAUGGAAUUCACGGAAGCAGAGAGCAACAUGAAUGAUCUGGUGUCUGAGUACCAGCAGUAUCAGGAUGCAACUGCUGACGAGGAGGGAGAAUAUGAGGAUGAGGAGGAAGAAGGAAUGGAGCAAAUGUGAAGAGAAUAUGAGUACCCGAUGCUACUGGGGUAUGUUCACUCUAUUAUGUAUUUGAUGAUGGGUCUUAUGGUAGUCCGGCUAGGGCAGUCUGAAACCAUUCAGUUUAUUUGUGACCCUAUAAUGGCGACUGAGCAAAUAAGGUUGUGUAGGUUGCAUGUUCUGGUUCUUUGCUACCUUUUCUUUUGCUACCUCGUGUCUGAAUUUCCGAGUCAUCCACGUUUCGUGUUUUAUGUAGUGAAUCAUUGCUCUAUAUUCUAAUCUUCAAUGUUAUUGUAUUCAAUUA
Rhododendron vialii is the source of this 1792-nucleotide messenger RNA. RefSeq names its product tubulin beta-5 chain. The transcript is spliced from 4 exons. NCBI's taxonomy places the organism in Eukaryota, Viridiplantae, Streptophyta, Magnoliopsida, Ericales, Ericaceae. Bases 166 to 1509 code for a protein of 447 amino acids. Gene Ontology annotation, molecular function: GTP binding; GTPase activity; structural constituent of cytoskeleton. The record is from RefSeq and is a predicted model, not a curated record. Gene Ontology annotation, biological process: microtubule cytoskeleton organization; mitotic cell cycle. Gene Ontology annotation, cellular component: cytoplasm; microtubule.